AUGAGCUGGGAAAAGACUAUCCUCUCACAAGGAAACGGCGUGGACAUGCCCGCCAUCGGUGCCAGCGUCAAGAUCGACUACACCGGUUGGCUCAGAGACCCCCAGUCUGCCGACCACGAAAAGGGGACACAAUUCGAUUCCUCCAAGGGCCGUGGUCCAUUGGCGACUCCGAUCGGUAAAGGUCGGGUUAUCAAGGGCUGGGAUGAGGGUGUCUUGUCCAUGACGCUCGGAGAAGAGGCCAUUUUGACCAUUGAUUCGUAA
This is a messenger RNA of Talaromyces rugulosus, 261 nucleotides long. RefSeq lists its product as uncharacterized. Gene Ontology annotation, molecular function: peptidyl-prolyl cis-trans isomerase activity. Lineage: Eukaryota; Fungi; Ascomycota; Eurotiomycetes; Eurotiales; Trichocomaceae. The coding region runs from base 1 to 261 and encodes 86 amino acids. The record is from RefSeq and is a predicted model, not a curated record. The transcript is spliced from 3 exons.